Molecule: messenger RNA, 1812 nt
Organism: Epithele typhae
Lineage: Eukaryota; Fungi; Basidiomycota; Agaricomycetes; Polyporales; Epitheliaceae
Exons: 3
Coding region: 1-1812 (603 amino acids)
Source: RefSeq, a predicted model, not a curated record
AUGCUACUCCCCAAUGGUUUCUCGUACAUCCCAUCGGAAGCAACGCAACCUUCUCUAGACCACCCCAGCCAAAUAAAGCACGCCUCAGCAUCUGAAGAUUCUAGGAAAGGAACAUCUCACAGCCUUGAAGCUACGAAGUCAGAGGAUACCAACAACCCGCCUCUCAAGUCCCCUCCCGCCAAAGAGAAGACUACUGAAGUGGGUGUCGAAGCUGUUCCUGCUCCUGAACCAGACACCGGAAUAUACCCCUCAUUCCCCCUCAUCAUACACUCUGGCGUGCUACCAGUAAUAUCUCCAACCACGCUAGCUCCACCCCCUACUCCGACUACUCCAUCGCACCUCAGAGCGACUACUACUUUUUCCAUGCUCCUGGCAACGAGCUCUCGCCGCAACCGGCCGCGCAAACGCUCAUGCCCCACGCCGUCCCUGCCUAUUCUCCAGGAUCAGUUCCUCGAUCAAGAUUUGAAGAUGGAUGACGAAUCUCUAUUCGGCGGGAAGGAGCGCACUUCCACUGCAGCAUGUCCUGAUAGCAACGGUGUCUAUCCGUGGACUCAAUACACGCCGAAACCAUCCAUUAGCUCUCUUGCCACCCUUGCGGCGAAGAACGCCUCCGUCGUUUUCAAAGCGGACUCUUUACCUGCACCCCCGCCUAGGACUUAUCCUGUGGAACGGCAAGAGCCAUGCCAAGUACCCAAUUGCGCUCCUGUCUUCGUCACUCUGCCACUUCACCAGUCCCCCGUCAACCCGGCCGCACAACAAAUGCAGCAAGCUUAUGAUCGUGCGGCUAAUAGGCUCUCUUCAAUAUCCACCUCGAUAUACCCUAGCACGAUGCAGUCUUCUCACGUGAUCCCUGGUGUUGGUUUGGCGAUUGGCGGGGCUUCUCCUCUGGUCUUGAGCGACUCUCCAACCUUCGAGCACAAGCCAGGAAUAAAUCGGUCCUCCGCAUGCCGACUAAGCUAUCAUCACAGCUUGACAAACUCGGAGUACACUGAUGUGUACGGUGGGACGGAGUUCUCUUCACCUGUUCCUUCUCCCCUUCAACCCCCUCCCCGAUCCACCAUGCGCAAGUCCUCGACGGCGAAUCCGACUCAAGGUCGAGCCCGCGUGAAGGCAGGAUACACUCCCGGGGCCUCAGGUGGGGUCAUCCGCUCGUCUACCACCGUCUCAGGCCUCCCGUCCCUCUCUCGUUCUGGUAAUCGAAGCUCCAUGGUCAACCUCGAAUAUGUUCUCCCUCCGCUUACGCCCGCCCUCAAGACCGACGCCCACCGGGAGCGCAACACCCGCGCCCUCACGUCCGCCCUUGGCCUCUCGACGCCCUCCUUUCACCCCUCUCCCGUGCCGAUGUCCAUCCCGGACAACUCUGCCACCCUGGCAGGAGACCGGAAGCGGGACAAGGGCGCCGGACACCACCACGCGCAGAGCGGCGUCACGAUUACCGUCAUGAGCCCCUCGGAGGACUCGAGCGCGGCACGCCUCGGUCAGUUCAUGCUCGGUGAAGGGUUCGCGUCCUCAAAGGACUUCGGCUCCUCGAGCAUGUCGUCUAUGCCGUCGGUAUUCGUCACCCCGAGCGCGUCCAGGGGCCGUGUGCCCGUCACGCGGAAGAACGUCGGCACCAGUGCCCAAGCACGUUCCUCUUUCGACGACAGGCCGCCCCGGGUCCCCUCGCCGCCACCUCUCCCGACUUUGGCGCAGAUGGCACUCGCGCACUCCAACUCGGUCGCGUACGAUGACUAUAGGAGCCCGACCUAUAGCAUUUACGGGCUGUAUGAAGCCGAGAGGAAGAGUCGCUUACAGAGCGAGAACGUUGUGUAG